AUGCUCACGGGCUUCGAACAAGAUGCUGACCCGAGGCUGUCAUUUUGGCAGACGAAACCCAGCCGGGCUCUCGUGUCUUGGAGCCUACAGAGGACAAGCCGGCACAUGUGCAUCUGGACUGCGGUACAGGACAGUGCCAGGCUUGAUCCUCGUUUCGAAUCGCUCUGCGAAGCUGAUGAUGGACGUGAUGGCAGCUCUUGGUUGCUAGAUCUCCCCGCGCGCGUACUUGAUAUCAGCCAGCUGCGUUGGCUUCUUCCCCAGAUUUUACCGUCGCCUAUGCGAAUUCUCAGCCGCUGGGCCAUGUGA
Messenger RNA from Cordyceps militaris CM01, 306 nucleotides. RefSeq lists its product as uncharacterized. The record is from RefSeq and is a predicted model, not a curated record. NCBI's taxonomy places the organism in Eukaryota, Fungi, Ascomycota, Sordariomycetes, Hypocreales, Cordycipitaceae. The transcript is spliced from 3 exons. The coding region runs from base 1 to 306 and encodes 101 amino acids.